This is a messenger RNA of Hermetia illucens (black soldier fly), 1508 nucleotides long. RefSeq lists its product as uncharacterized. The transcript has 6 exons. The record is from RefSeq and is a predicted model, not a curated record. Bases 187 to 1134 code for a protein of 315 amino acids. Lineage: Eukaryota; Metazoa; Arthropoda; Insecta; Diptera; Stratiomyidae.
CUGUCAAAUAUUGUUUUUUUCCUCCUCGCCAUCGCGCGAUGGUGUGCACUCGUUCCUGUUCGACUCGAUUUGAAUUGGCCGAGAAAAGUCAGGGCGCUGUGUAACGAGUCGCAAAAUUCAUUGAAUUUGCACGCCUUAGAUCGGUUGAUUUUCCAGUAGCCGUGAACAAUCCAAUUCCGCAGCGAGAUGACAACGUGCCUGCGGCAUUUUUACACUCGCUUCAGUUCAUUGAAUAGUUUUAAUUUGGCUCGACGUAAAAUUGCAUGUGCCGCGGCCGCUACAGCCGCCGACGAAUGGUCGCAGGGGGUGCAGCAUUCGGCUCGAAGGUUUGGCCCUGAUGUCAGCCGUCGGGGCUGUGAGGUGAAUGAAAGUCGCCCGAGCCUCGAUGCUCCCUGGGAGGCGAACCUGAGCCGCAAUGCAGACGUUUUGAUAUUGCCAAUGGGAGAUGUGAGGCAGCUGGUGAUGUCACAAUCACAACAACCCCAGAAGGAAGUGCCCGACCAGAGUUCGACAGACGGAAACGACAUUCAAAAGGUGUCUGCGGACUACCAAAAACCAUCACCCAAAAGCACGGAUCCGAGGCAGCCGAAACUCGAGCAUCUGAACCACGCGUUCGACGUUCUGCAGAACACGCUCCCUAAAUUAUUCAUUCAACCCCUAGAUUACUCCAUUUACAGCCCAAAUUUGAUUUUCGAGAAUAACAUUAGGAACACAAGGACGAUAGGACUUUACCACUACAUCAAGCAGAUCGCCUUCCUGCGGACAAUCGGGCACUUGAAGUACGCGUACGUGCGGUUCGAGAUCCUGAAAAUGACCAAACACCCAGACGACUUUACAAUCAAGAUCCGAUGGCGUAUCAGGGGCAUCUCCGGGCUGAAAGUAAUGUUUCAGUUCUGGAAAUUCAAGCUGUGGAAGUUGAAGGACGCGUUCGAGGAGCAGGAGUCGUGGUACGACGGAUUCUCAACAUUAUAUUUAGGAGAAGACGGACUUAUUGAGAAGCAUAUCGUUGACAAGGUCAUGCCUGACGAAAACAAGGAGGAAGUGUUGACCCUCAACACGCCCGUCUCACCUAAACUCGCAAUGUUCAUGGGCGGUCUGUCGGUGUCGGCGGAAUUAACGCCAUUCGUUUCAUGAAUCGGCUGCCGUGCAAGCGUUGGAAGUUUCCGCCGCCACUUCAAACAAUUGUGAUUAAUUUAUAGAGAUUUGUAUGUAAAUUCAAAUGCCCUCGAUAGACCAACAUAGCUGCAACGGGAACACUGGAAACUGCACAGGCGACGCCACGAAAUUUUAGUUGAUCACGCCGCGAUCAUUUGAGCCACAAAAGUUUUCAAAGUCGAGACCCAACCUCGUAUCCUAUUUUAGUUCUAAAUAUUUAGUGGCGGAAUCGUCCUAAACAAUACCGCAGUGCACGCUUAAAAUUGCAUGUAGGAAGGUGUAGGAUUCAUCUUGAAAUAUUUCCCCUGAUAUGUUGCUCUCCGGCGUCUGUAAAUAUAAUUAAUUUAAUUGGA